Apis florea (little honeybee) is the source of this 1397-nucleotide messenger RNA. RefSeq lists its product as uncharacterized. The record is from RefSeq and is a predicted model, not a curated record. Gene Ontology annotation, cellular component: nucleus. Lineage: Eukaryota; Metazoa; Arthropoda; Insecta; Hymenoptera; Apidae. Gene Ontology annotation, molecular function: metal ion binding.
UAAGUAUUACAGUGUUGCCAUAUUUUUAUAUAAUGUGAACAGUAGCAUAACAGUUUAUAAUGGUUAUAUUAGAUUAGAGUGUUUGUUAGAGUAUAUUGUUAAUUAAUUGGUAAGAACGAUGGCUUCCUUGGUUGCAGAUUAUGGAACUUCCUCAAGCUCAGAAAGUAAUAGUGAUGAUAUUUCGGAUGAUGCCGAUAACACUUUUAAGGAAGAGGAAGAAGAAGAUGAUGAGGAAGAAGAAAAUAAUGAAAACAAUGAAAUAUGUAAAAAAGCUUCCAAAGAAAAACUUCCAUUACCAACUCCAGAUUUUAAUGGCAUACCUACAAUGAAAACUUCAGUCUUCUCAAAUCCAUUUGUUGAAGCAGAAAAAGCAAAAAGUGCAAUUCUUGAAAAGCAUGUGAAAAUGACUCCAACUCUUGAUGAUACAAAAAUGAUAAAUGGUAAAAAAAUUUGUUGGAAUUAUAGGAAAGGUAGAUGCCGAUUUGGACAUAAUUGUACUUUUGCACAUGAUUCUGAUUUACAUCGUACAGCAACUGAAUUAGAAACAAUUAGAACACCACAAGAAACAAUUAUUUGUCAAACUCCUUAUAAUGGUCAAGUUUCCAUUAAUGAUGAUGAUGAGAUAGAUCAAGAAAAUAAUCAAAUGAAUAGGCGUAAGAAGAGGCCAGGAUUAAGUCAAUCUUUAAUACCAAGCAAGAAAGUUUUAAAAAUGUACAAAGCACAACAAGCUAAAGCUAUUAGUAGGUAAAUGUAACUAUAUCAAAUAUAUAUAAGUAAUGUUAACAUAUAAUUAGCUGCUAUGAAAUAGAAACAACUUAUAACUUUUAAAACUUAAAUGAAUUCAUACAAGUGGAAUUGAUUAUAAGCUGCAUAAAAAAUAAUAAUCAAAAAGCAUUAAAAUGCUUUAUAAACAAAAGAACAAACUAAGAAAUUAAUCAUUUCUUUAUAUAUGAAUAAAAAAAUUAAAAAAUAAAUAAAUAAAAUGAAAUGAAAAUAUAUGCUUCCAAAUAAAAUUUUGCAGAGAACAAUAUACAUGCAGAUUAUGCCUAUUUCAAAAUUCAUGAAAGUUUCAAGAUUAUUUAAAUAUUCAAUAUUCAAUAUUUCUAAAAAAAGUGUUCGUUAUGUAUAUAAAGAAUAGAAUUUAAUUGUAUAAUUAAUACUUCCAGGGACCUGUAUAAGUGAAUCAUAAUUCAUUAUGUCUUGCAUGCAAAUAGUUUUAUAAAUAUAUUUCUAUUUAUAUUUGGUAUUCUUAACUUGUCCAUGAAAACAUGUCUUCUUAUAUUUUGUUAUGUAAUUUAAUUAUAUGUUUAUAUGUCUCUCUUUUAUUAAAAAGAGACAAUUAUUUAAAAAUUUUCCUUCAGAAUCCUUCAUUAGAAUUCUGAAGAAUUUAUAAGUAG